GUGCCACCGCUGUUCGAGGAAGACUUUUGACCUGGCUCUCGUUCACCUCUAUUUCUCUUUCGUUCAACGUGCCGUCGGUUCUGUGGUCUGGUUUGGUCCUUUCGCUUCUUCUUUUGGGCGACGACAUGAAUGCGCAAUUCCGCUUCAUAAUUUUGAUACUUUUUGCAUCACUUUUCCAACGUUGCAGUCUCGAGUCACAGGCAACCGGCUACACGACCCGCAAACGCGAUGGCGCCGCCCGUUCCCCGCCGCUCCCACAGGACGCGCAAGAAGGGAGCUCUCGUUUGGCUCUCUGCGGCUUGGACUGCUUCGGUGAACCACCAGACGAGCUCUACUGGCGUCGUCGAUGCGGCGAAAGUGGGUGCGGGGACAAUAAAAGCCGGUUCGCAACACCGGCUUUUCUUCGAGGCGUCCACCAAUGCCAAGGUGCAGUCCUGGUCCACCCUCGGGGUGAUUCACAAAACCGAGUACUGGGGCACGAUCAACGUGGGCACGCCCCCCCAGGAGUUUCAGGUCAUUUUCGACACGGGCAGCGGGAACCUGAUCCUGCCGGGCUCCAAGUGCGACUCCGCCCCCUGCGUCCAGCACAAGCGCUACGAACCCAGCCAGUCCAGCUCGGGCGUCGCCGUCGGCAAGGACGGUGUGUCGCUCGCCACCGACCCGUCGCAGUAUCGAAAGGAGGAAAAAUUUAGGUUUACACACGAGAUUUACUACUUAGAGCUACAACUGUCAGCACACUGUCGAGACAUCGUUCUUUUAUGAAAAAGAUGCAGUGGACCGCGCCGUGUACUUGCUCCUGCUCGGGUGGAAGUACUUACGCAGCAAGGGUGGAGCCACGUAGCGAUGUAGAUAUUUAGAAAAGUAGUGCGAGCAGUGGCCAAAGAACGCACUCUCUGUUGAGACGAUCGUAUCUAUCAAUCACAAGCCUCGUUUAUUGAUGACCGAAUCUCGGAACUUCUCUAUGAUUUCUCCUCUGCAUAUUGCAACUGCGGAGUCCACGAUUCGGUUUGGAACUGGGGAAAUUCAUGGGUCUUUCGUCAAGGACCAGAUCUGUUUGGGUACAUAUAGACGUCGAUUUCAUAUUUCAUUUUCAACAGAUAAGAUAUCACGCACGAAGUACUUGAUCACGUCGCGCGAGUCUAAUUUAGUAUGCAGGUUGUGGUGCGAAAGGAAAAGUAGAUAUCGAACCAUACUUUUUUCAGGUUCGUCCUCCAACGUUUGCACGACUUCAAGCUUCAUUUCAACGACCAGCGAAACGGACGAACCCUUCACCCAGUGCAGCUUCGACGGCAUUAUGGGGCUGGGGUUCGCGGACCUCAGCAUGGGUGACAGUUUCAACAUGAUGGAUGAUUUUGUGCACUCCCGGACGCUGCCGCGCAACCAGUUCUCCGUCUAUUUGUCCGACACCAGCGGGAGGUCGGAAAUCUCCUUCGGUGGCUACAAGCCGGAGCAGAUGCUGGGCAGCGAAAUGUUCUGGGUGCCCGUCACGCACCAGAGCUACUGGGAAGUUGCCAGUACGGAAAUAAAGCCGACUGCUGUUGUUCGGAAGGAGUUUGUAUACUUCUAAGGGGCUACUUCAUAUGAUGCUGACGAAGGACGACGAAAAUCUGUACUUGCAAGUGACAAGAAUCGAUCAGUGGGUACUUCUAUAUCAAAACUGCUGGAGCAGAUACAGAAAAUGCAUGUGGUCCAGGCCUCUAUAUAGAAUCUUGUACCCGAGCGGCUGCAAGUUUUUGUUUUUCCUCCUCCACACUUGUUGACGACAUCGCCUUCAACAAUGAGCCGAAGAACCUGUGCGAAAAUUGCAAAGUGGCGGUGGACACGGGGACUAGCAUGCUGGCGGGGCCGAGCGACGUGAUUGCGAGCUUGACGGAGAAGCUUGGCCUGAAGUCGGACUGCAGCAUAUUGCAAGGAAAAAUCCCCGCUCCCCAUACUGAAAAGGUAUGUUUCUAAAAAUUUGUGAUGCUGAUUUGUGGCCACAAAUCCUGUCUCUCUUGCAAGAGGGCAAACUCAUAGAGACCCCGGCACGAUAUGCAGGCGAUUUGUCAUGCUGCAAUGCCUAGAGGGCUGACGUCUGUCAUGCUGGGCCCCUACACCAAAAGGCCCCCCCUUAGGCUUACGAUCUGCGCGCAGUGCUUUACUGCAAGACAAAUGUGAUUUGUGUACUUAAAUACAGCAACACAUAUUUCGUUUUCGUGCUUAAAUACAGCGACGCCGGACAAUGGCAAUGUCGGCGCGGUUGUUUUAGCAACACAUAUUUCGUUUUCGAUAUGGGGAGGGGGGAUUUUUCCUCUCAAUACAGCAACCUGAGUGACAUGCCCCUGCUGGGCUUCCAGAUCGGGGACCGCGUGCUCAACCUCAAGCCCGAAGACUACAUAUCACACGACAAAGUGUUAACGUUGACGGAAUUUGUGACGCAAUAACGCAUCACAAAACGUGCCCAGAUUUGUCAUGCAUAGCAUGGACGCUAGGCAAAAUUUGUCAUGUAUAUUUUCAAUAUAUGAAAACCGUUAACGUUAGCACUUUUUGGCUUCAUACUACAUCGACCAGGGUGACGCGAGCUGCGAGCUUUCCCUGAUGGAGCUCGACGUCCCCCCGCCGAAGGGACCGAUUUUUGUGUUCGGCGACCCCUUUUUGCGCCGGUUUCUCACCGUCUACGACAAGGACGGGCCGCGCGUCGGCUUCGCCGUGGCGCGGCAGGAAGGCGAAAGCUACGCGGACGGGGCCGAUCUGAUGGGCCGGGUGCGCGGGUGCGCGGGGCCAAGUGGAGCGGAAAGAAUCGUAGCGCCCCGCGGGGAGGUGGAAGUGUUGUUGCAGGAGGAAAAUCUGCUGAAGAGGAAGUCCGCGGGCGCCUCGAGCUUGAUCUCUGUCUCGCUGCAGCGCACAAAGCGGAGCAAAAAGGGGCAGUAAAUUUAAAGUGCUUGUGCUGUAGUGAAAACAGGAGCGCGAGAAGAUAUUUGUUGUUUUCCGUCUUGACCGAAGUUUCGUCUUUUCUUCUUUUCCCAGGCCAGUGAAAG
This is a messenger RNA of Amoebophrya sp. A120, 3017 nucleotides long. The record is from the annotation of a GenBank genome assembly. Lineage: Eukaryota; Dinophyceae; Syndiniales; Amoebophryaceae.